Molecule: messenger RNA, 242 nt
Organism: Acaulospora colombiana
Lineage: Eukaryota; Fungi; Glomeromycota; Glomeromycetes; Diversisporales; Acaulosporaceae
Source: the annotation of a GenBank genome assembly
AUGAUGUUCAAAAGGUCGCUAUGUGCCAUCGUCGGGGGCAUCUUGGCCCUCACACCAGUCAACGCGCUUCUUGCCGAGGGCCUCUCGCAUGAACAACUCGCCAAGAUCCGUCAACAAUUAAAGGACAGAGCCCACGUCAGCCCAGAGCUUGCUUGGCUAAGGCGACCGCCUGUUCCGGCCACAAAAGGCGUCAAAUCUCCCGCCGACCUCUUGAAUGGGCUUACCACUCGUCCUCAUAUUCC